This is a messenger RNA of Schistocerca piceifrons (Central American locust), 1203 nucleotides long. Its product is annotated as odorant receptor Or2-like. Bases 1 to 1203 code for a protein of 400 amino acids. Gene Ontology annotation, molecular function: odorant binding; olfactory receptor activity. Gene Ontology annotation, cellular component: plasma membrane. The record is from RefSeq and is a predicted model, not a curated record. Gene Ontology annotation, biological process: sensory perception of smell; detection of chemical stimulus involved in sensory perception of smell. The transcript is spliced from 5 exons. NCBI's taxonomy places the organism in Eukaryota, Metazoa, Arthropoda, Insecta, Orthoptera, Acrididae.
AUGCCUUUCUCCUGGUCCUCGAGCGGACGAUCUGUACUCAAGCUCAACAUACGUCACCUGUGGCUCUUCGGAGUGUGGCCCUUAGGUAAUUUCCGUCUUUUCGAACUGUACGUCAUCUUCGUUUUCGCACUGGGCAUCUGGAACUUCGUCGAAGGUUCGCUGGCUGUCUCCUUCAGCUGGCGAGACCUCGAAGCCACAACGCUGGUGCUGACCAACACCUUCACCAUGUGCAGCGGUAUGGUGAAGAUGGCCUUCUUCACGCGGGACCGACGGCGGUACAAUUCGAUGGCCCGCCGUGUCGACUCGCUGAUGUUGACUCAGAAGGAUCCCAGCUCCAGCGAUCCUGCGCUGGAGAACAUUGUCCACAGGUCCCGCAUGCGAGCGGGCCGCCUCACGCUGGGAAUGUUGCUGUUCAUGGCUUCGCAAGGCCUCGUGUGGUUCCCGAUGCCGUUAAUCGCCCACCCCGGUGAGCGGCGCCUUCCCUUCGUGCAGCACCCCUGGGACAACACUACCAGCUACUACGAACUCUCGUACGCCGUUCAGUGUUUGACAGGCAUGUGGAUGGCCGAAGUUAGCUUCGGCAUGGACUGCCUGUUCGCGACGAUCAUGAUACUGGUAGCCGCACAGCUAGAGGUGCUCGCGCUGAGGAUUGGGAAGCUGAGGAUGAGCGAGAGUGGAGCAGGUGAAGGUCGCCCAUGGCGGAGUGCAUCUUCCGUGGCUCACGACAAAAUGUACAGCGACCUUUGCCUUUGCAUCGAAAGUCAUCAGGAAAUUCUCAGGUUCGUCAGGCAUCUAAAUGGCACCAUGAACCCAAUAGCAAUGACGCAGUUUGUCUUCAGCGUCCUCGUCGCCUGUUUGGCGCUGUUCCAGGCAACAUACAGCGCUGACAUCACGGCAGUUAUUAGAUGCGUCUCUUUUCUUCCCAUUCCUGGAGGUCAGGUGUAUCUCUAUUGUUGGGCUGCUCACCAUGUAACAGAACAGGCGGAGGUGGUUUCGACGGCUGCAUACGGCUGUUCGUGGAUGGACGCAAGUGCACGCUUCAAGCACGCCCUGAAGAUCCUCGUCAGCCGCGCCCAGAAACCGCUCAUUCUCACAGCCGGAUACAUCUACCCGAUCAACAGGGAAGCGUUUCUUUCGCUGGUGAAUGCCUCCUACACAUAUUAUGCACUGCUGGGUCAAAUAAACAAGCGCUCUACAAACUGA